AAGAACAUGGCUUCCUCUGUAAAUUCUGAAUUCGAUGGUGGAUACGACAUUUUCUUAAGCUUUAGGGGGUUAGACACCCGCAAAACAUUCACCCAUCACCUUUACCUGAGUUUGAAGGAAGAGGGGUUUCGAAUUUUCAGAGACGACGACGAGAUCGAGCCCGGAGAGAAUAUCAAAUCUGUGUUGCAGAAAGCGAUUAGGAAUUCAAGGAUGUCAGUGAUCAUAGUGUCAAAAAAUUACCACAAUUCGACAGCGUGUCUGUUGAACUUCAAACGAUUCUCGAACAUCAGAAGACGUCGGACCAUAUCAUUUUGCCUGUGUUCUACGACGUGGAUCCGUCAGAAAUUAAGGAGCAAGCAGAGAAACUCAAUUUUGAAAAAAAGAGGAUUGAGGAAGUGAAGGUAUGGAGUGCGGCGCUCAAGGAGCUUGCGAGAAUGAAAGGGAAGGUUUCCCUAAACGAAUUUAACGGGUAUGAAGCCCUGUUGAUUAAGGACAUUGUUGAAUUCGCUGACAGGAAGGUUGGCGACAAUCAAGAUCUUUUAACACAGAUGCAACGUCUCAUUACAAGCCAUGAGUAUUUAUCGGCACAAGCAGAAGACAUACGAGCAAAAGCUCACAGUAAAAUGCUCCAGAUAUGGAAAAGACCAAAGAAAGAAGUUGUAGUUUGGUUCAGAGAUUUGAAAUCGUUGAAGCGUGAUGUGCAAAGACUUGAGCAAGAAGUUUAUUUUGUAGAAAGCAGAGUCCGCUCGCCUGUACAGCUACGAAAGAUUAUUGCCGAAAAGAUUCAAGAGGUGGCAGAACUCCGAGACAAGGGCAGAGCUUUCAAGGAUAAUUUGCUGGUUGAUGCAUUUUCAAUUGGUAGACUGUUGAUGCCACCAACGAAAGAUAUUUUUGAAUCCGCAGAGGCAAGGGACCCAGAAAGAAUUCGGGAAUACUUGAUAAAUACAUUGUUAGAAUUGGGGGAUGGUGAUGUGUGGGUGGCACGCACAGAAAGAAUUCGGGAAUACUUGUUGGAUACAUUGUCAGAAUUGGGGGAUGAUGAUGUGUGGGCAGCACACACACAAAGAAUUCGGGAAUACUUGACUGAUACAUUGUCAGAAGUGAGGGAUGGUGAUGUGUGGGUGGCACGCACAAAAAGAAUUUGGGAAUACUUGAUAGAUACAUUAUUAGAACCGGGGGAUGGUGAUGUGUGGGUGGCACACACAGAAAGAAUUCGGGAAUACUUGACGGAUACAUUGUUAGAAGUGGGGAAUGGUGAUGUCACAGAAAGAUUUCGGGAAUACUUGAUGGAUACAUUGUCAAAACUGAGGGAUGAUGCUGCGACAGAAAGAAUUUGGGAAUCCUUGACAGAUAAAUUGUCAAAACUAAGGGAUGGUGCUGUGAUAGAAUUACGAGAAUACUCAAAAUUGGGGGAUGGUGCUAUGUGGGUGGCGCAUACAGAAAGAAUUCGGGAAAACUUGACAAAUACAUUGUCAGAACUGAGGGAUGGUGAUGUGUGGGUGGCGCGCACAGAAAGAAUUCGAGAAAACUUGACGGAUACAUUGUCAGAAUUGAGGGAUGAUGCUGUAACAGAAUUACGGGAAUACUCAAAACUGGGGGAUGGUGUUGUGCAAGGCACCUUUCAAGCCGUCCGUUCGGCUAUCCAACCACUACUAGAGUAAUAGAUAAACACCACAAUUUUGAUAGAACUGUAAUUGUAAUUUCUUGUUUUAAUCACAUUUGGUUUUGAAGUGUGAUGAAAUAUGCUCGCUUGUUUAACUACGUUUUGGUAAAAGCAUGAUUGAAUAAGUUCGUUGUUCGUUUCAAUCACAUUUUGUGUUGAAACGUGAUAAAAUAUACUCACUUAUUUAA
This is a messenger RNA of Rhododendron vialii, 1851 nucleotides long. RefSeq lists its product as uncharacterized. The record is from RefSeq and is a predicted model, not a curated record. NCBI's taxonomy places the organism in Eukaryota, Viridiplantae, Streptophyta, Magnoliopsida, Ericales, Ericaceae. The coding region runs from base 435 to 1661 and encodes 408 amino acids. The transcript has 3 exons.